This is a messenger RNA of Schistosoma guineensis, 1093 nucleotides long. The record is from the annotation of a GenBank genome assembly. NCBI's taxonomy places the organism in Eukaryota, Metazoa, Platyhelminthes, Trematoda, Strigeidida, Schistosomatidae.
CUUGUUUAAAUUAUGUAGUCAGCCACACUCUUCUUGGAGAGGCUAUUUGAACUUCUGCUUGUCGAUGGCAUUCUCUGAAGGUGAUUUUGAGAAAGGGAAGAAGCUCUUCGUUCAAAGAUGUGGACAGUGUCACACCGUUGAGAAAGGUGGUCCACACAAAGUAGGACCCAAUCUAAAUGGUUUGUUUGGACGUAAAACUGGUCAAGCUCCUGGGUAUACCUACACUGCUGCCAACAUUAGUAAAGGCAUCAUAUGGAAUGAGCAGACUCUAUUUGAAUAUUUGGAAAAUCCAAAAAAGUAUAUCCCUGGUACAAAAAUGGUGUUUGCUGGUCUAAAGAAGGAAGCUGAUCGCAAUGAUAUUAUUUCCUACCUUAAAGAAGCAACAAAAUGAGAAUAUUCUAAAUAUCUAACUCCUAGAUUUAACUUCGUUGUAGCAGUUCUUUAAUUAACUAAAUGUGUAUAGAAACAUAAAACCUGAGCUUCCAAGUACGUGAAAAUGAAUACUCUUGGCUGUGUAUUUCUGAUCUAUUCUGAGGUCAAUAUACUAUGAUAAUUCAGUUUCUGAGAUUUUUGUAAAAUUAAUACUAGUGCAAACAUAUUAACAUAAUAAUGAACUGUUCAUCUAAUUUCUUCCGUGUAUUCGGAUAUAAUAAGCUUCAAAUGUCCUUAUUGCUAUUAUACUGUUUGCCAAUAGUUUCCGUUUGUUUUCAGUCACUGCUCAAACUAAUUCCUAGUGGAAUAAUAGCUUGGUGGUGGAAUUGAUUGCAGCCAUAUAGUCUCAGGUUCACAUACUACUUUUGUUUAGGUUGUCGGCGGUUAUGUUUCUCAGUUUAAGCUUAAAUAAGUUUUAGUUAUGCUUAUUCGCUUCACAAUAAAUUUCGAGUAAGAAUAAUUCAUCUCAUAGACUAAAAUCAGCAGAAAAAGUGGUCCUCCUGACAAAACAACUGGUUGCAGCAACAAGAGGGAUAUAAAUCUGUAUUCUGACAUACAUCCUACCGAACUUAGUAUGACGGCAUAUUUAAUUCGUUUGCUUUUGCCAUUAUAAAACAAAUUUAAAUCUGUUGUUUGAAAUAAUAGUUCUAUGUAAAUCAGG